AUGCCACCGCGACCGUCCUCAGGAGAGCUAUGGGGGAUCCACCUCAUGCCCCCGAGGAUCCUGGUGGACUGUCUUCUCCCCAACGGGAUGAUCCUGACGCUGGAGUGUCUCCGUGAAGCCACACUCAUCACCAUCAAGCAUGAGCUCUUCAAAGAGGCUCGCAAAUACCCGCUGCACCAACUGCUGCAGGAGGAGACCGGCUACAUCUUUGUGAGCGUCACUCAGGAGGCAGAGCGUGAGGAGUUCUACGAUGAAACUCGGAGGCUGUGUGAUUUGCGGCUUUUCCAGCCUUUUCUCAAAGUCAUUGAACCUGUGGGCAACAGGGAAGAGAAGAUCCUCAACAGGGAAAUCGGGUUCGCCAUCGGGAUGCCUGUGAUAGAGUUUGAGCUGGUGAAGGACCCGGAGGUGCAAGAUUUCAGGAGGAACAUCUUGAACGUGUGUAAAGACUCGGUGGAGCUGAGAGACGCCAGCGGCCCUCACAGCCGAGCGCUCUACGUCUACCCCCCCAACGUAGAGUCAUCGCAGGAGCUGCCCAAACACAUCCACAGCAAACUAGACAAAGGUCAGAUCAUUGUUGUUAUUUGGGUGAUUGUUUCUCCAAACAAUGACAAACAGAAGUACACGCUGAAGAUCAACCAUGACUGUGUCCCAGAGCAGGUGAUUGCCGAAGCCAUCCGUAAGAAAACCCGUAGCAUGUUGCUGUCUCCGGAGCAGCUGAAGAUGUGUGUGCAGGAGUAUCAGGGCAAGUACAUCCUCAAAGUCUGCGGCUGCGACGAAUACCUCCUGGAGAAGUUCCCCAUCAGCCAGUACAAGUACAUCCGCAGCUGCAUCAUGUUGGGGCGGAUGCCAAACUUAAUGUUGAUGGCAAAGGACAGUCUCUACACACAGCUGCCGACCGACACCUUCGUUAUGCCCUCGUACUCGCGCCGCAUCUCCACCGCCACGUCCUACAUGAACGGAGAGGCCACCUCCAAGUCCUUGUGGACCAUCAAUGGGACCCUGCGCAUCCGCGUGCUCUGUGCCACCUACGUCAACGUCAACAUCCGCGACAUCGACAAGAUUUAUGUGAGAACUGGUAUCUAUCACGGCGGAGAGCAGAUGUGUGACAACGUCAACACCCAGAGAGUCCCCUGUUCGAACCCCAGGUGGAAUGAGUGGCUGACCUACGACAUGUACAUCCCGGACGUCCCCCGAGCCGCUCGCCUCUGCCUCUCCAUCUGUUCUGUUAAAGGCAGGAAAGGAGCCAAGGAGGAGCACUGUCCUUUAGCCUGGGGGAAUAUCAACCUGUUUGACUACACUCACACUCUGGUGGCCAACAAGAUGGCCCUGAACCUGUGGCCGGUCCCUCACGGCCUGGAAGACCUGCUCAACCCCAUUGGAGUCACAGGCUCUAACCCCAACAAGGAAACUCCCUGUUUGGAGAUGGAGUUUGAUCACUUCAGCAGUCAGGUGAAGUAUCCAGACAUGAACGCUGUGGAGGACCACGCCAACUGGACCAUCUCCAGAGAGCUGGGCUUCAACUGCAACUUCUCUGGGCAGAGUAACCGAGUGGCCCGGGACCACGCUCUUACAGAGAGCGACAGCGAACAGCUCCGACAGCUCAGCAACAGAGACCCACUGUCCGACAUCACGGAGCAGGAGAAGGACUUCCUCUGGAGGCACAGACAUUACUGUAUGAACAUCCCUGAGAUCCUCCCCAAGAUCCUUCUGGCAGUGAAGUGGAACUCUAGAGACGAAGUGGCUCAGAUGUACUGCCUGCUGAAGGAGUGGCCGUCCAUCCGCCCAGAGCAGGCCAUGGAGCUGCUGGACUGUAAUUACCCCGACCCCAUGGUGCGCCACUUCGCCGUGCGCUGUCUGGACAAAUACCUGACGGACGACAAGCUCUCCCAGUACCUGAUCCAGCUCGUACAGGUCCUCAAGUAUGAGCAAUACCUCGACAAUCCUCUGGCCCGGUUCCUCCUGAAAAAGGCUCUCACCAACCAACGGAUCGGACACUUCUUUUUCUGGCAUCUCAAGUCUGAAAUGCACAAUAAAACGGUGAGUCAGCGGUUCGGUCUGCUGCUGGAGUCGUACUGUCGCGCAUGUGGGAUGUACCUGAAGCACCUGAGCCGACAGGUGGAGGCCAUGGAGAAACUCAUCAACCUCACAGACAUCCUGAAGCAGGAGAAGAAGGACGAGACGCAGAAGGUUCAGAUGCGGUUCCUCGUGGACCAAAUGAAGAGGCCAGAUUAUAUGGACGCUCUGCAGAACUUCACCUCUCCAUUAAACCCUGCGCAUCAGCUCGGGAACCUCAGGCUGGACGAAUGCAGGAUCAUGUCGUCAGCCAAGAGGCCUCUGUGGUUGAACUGGGAGAAUCCAGACAUAAUGUCAGAGCUGCUCUUCCAGAACAACGAGAUCAUAUUCAAAAACGGAGACGAUUUGCGUCAGGACAUGUUGACUUUGCAGAUCAUCAAAAUCAUGGAGAACAUUUGGCAAAACCAGGGUCUGGAUUUACGGAUGCUCCCAUACGGCUGCCUGUCUCUGGGGGACUGUGUGGGUCUCAUCGAGGUGGUGAGGAACUCCCACACGAUCAUGCAGAUCCAGUGUAAGGGCGGCCUGAAGGGGGCGCUGCAGUUCAACUCCAACACGCUGCAUCAGUGGCUCAAAGACAAGAACAAGGGCGAGAUGUAUGACAUGGCGGUGGAUCUAUUCACCAGGUCGUGUGCCGGCUACUGUGUAGCUACAUUUAUCCUGGGGAUCGGAGACAGACACAACAGUAACAUUAUGGUCAAAGACGAUGGUCAGCUGUUUCACAUAGACUUUGGACACUUCUUGGAUCAUAAAAAAAAGAAGUUUGGAUAUAAGCGUGAGCGCGUUCCCUUCGUUUUGACGCAGGACUUCCUCAUCGUCAUCAGCAAAGGAUCUCAGGAGUGCGCCAAGACCAAAGAGUUCGAGCGUUUCCAGGAGAUGUGUUAUAAGGCGUAUUUAGCGAUCCGGCAGCACGCUAACCUCUUCAUUAACCUUUUCUCCAUGAUGCUGGGCUCUGGGAUGCCCGAGCUGCAGUCCUUUGACGAUAUCGCCUACAUCCGAAAGACUCUGGCUCUGGAGAAGACUGAGCAGGAGGCGCUGGACUACUUCAUGAAGCAGAUGAAUGACGCGCAUCAUGGAGGAUGGACCACAAAAAUGGACUGGAUCUUCCACACCAUCCGCCAGCAUGCGUUAAACUGA
Molecule: messenger RNA, 3207 nt
Organism: Knipowitschia caucasica
Lineage: Eukaryota; Metazoa; Chordata; Actinopteri; Gobiiformes; Gobiidae
Source: the annotation of a GenBank genome assembly